Molecule: messenger RNA, 675 nt
Organism: Mycosarcoma maydis (corn smut)
Lineage: Eukaryota; Fungi; Basidiomycota; Ustilaginomycetes; Ustilaginales
Exons: 1
Coding region: 1-675 (224 amino acids)
Source: RefSeq, a predicted model, not a curated record
AUGCAGCUGCAUAACCUGCUCAGCGUCCUUCUCCUCUCUCUCGCUCUCGGUCACGCUGUCACGGCCGCCAUUCCUGCCGCUGCUCCCCCGCGUGGUGAAGACGCCCACAAGUUUGUCAAGCGUGGGCACCAUGUUCACUAUCACACCCAUAACGCUCCGGCUCCUCCUUCUUCUGGAGGAAUGUUUGGCAACAGUGGAAGCUCGAUGGCCAAGACGAUUGUGGGAGGUACUGCUUUAGCUGGAGGGGCGGCAUUUGCUGCUACUGCGGGCUCGAUUGGUGCUCAUCGCUUGUUCGAUAAGGAUCACGAGGACGAUGAUGGUGAGAAGCAGGAAAAAGGUAGUGGUGGCGGUAGGGGUGCGGAUCAGGUUCAAGGUAGUGGUGAAAAGGCGCAGCCCAUGUCGAUGCAACCGCAAGGACAGCAGAUGAUAGGAACCACGUAUCCUGUCUACCAUCAGCAUCCCAUAGCGAGCGAGAAAGAUGCUGUGCCAGUGGCGAUCUUGAUGUCCGAUGGAAGCUACCGCUCUGUCCCCGAAGGUGCUAGUCUCAGUAUCGACGACCGACGUCAACAGCAGCAGCAGCCUACAGACUCUAUCCAAGCUGGUCCGGGUCAGACUCAGCCCAACUUCGCUACUGGCCGAGGCGGAUUUGUCUUUCCUAGCUCCAAUGAAAACUAA